Messenger RNA from Dermatophagoides farinae (American house dust mite), 966 nucleotides. RefSeq names its product transmembrane protein 65. Gene Ontology annotation, cellular component: mitochondrion. Lineage: Eukaryota; Metazoa; Arthropoda; Arachnida; Sarcoptiformes; Pyroglyphidae. The record is from RefSeq and is a predicted model, not a curated record.
ACGUCAUUUAUUAUCAAUACGGUCAUCAUCAUCACCAUGUUUGAAUAUUUUCUUGAUGAAACAUCAUCAUAAUGGAUUAUCAAUUCGUCAUUUUUCACGUCCAACAUCUGGUGCAUUUCUAUCGAAUAAAGAACGUGUCAGAGAUUUUCUUGCCUUAUUGAAUGUAAAUGAAAAACGUAUAUUAUAUGAAGAGCUUCAAUCACAACCAGAAUUGAUGCCAGGACCAAUAAUAACCGUAAUUGAGACUUCAACACCACCGAUGAUGGAUGAUCCAACAAAACAGCUGCCUAACACUAAUCAAUUGGUACAAUUAUUCAUAUCUCAAUCACUGCCAUUUAUUGGAUUCGGUUUUCUUGACAAUCUUCUUAUGAUCGUUGCUGGUGAUUAUAUUGAUCUAACACUCGGUGUUGCAUUAGGCAUAUCAACAAUGGCAGCUGCUGGUUUAGGUAAUGCCUUGUCCGAUAUUGCCGGUGUUGGAUCUGCUUAUUAUGUUGAAAGAUUAGCCGAUAAAAUUGGUGUCAAACCACCGAAACUGUCAUUAGCGCAGCUUCAAAUGUCUCGAACAAGAUGGAUAACACAAUUUGGUCGAGCAUUCGGUGUUGCCAUUGGUUGUUUCAUUGGAAUGUUUCCAUUAUUAUUUCUACCACAUCGAUCCGAUCUACGUAAUAAGGAUGAUGAUGAUGAUGAUGAUGAUGAAAACCAAAGAAUGAACAAAUCGAUCAUUGAUAAACAUGAAAAUGUUUCACACAAACCCCAAACAGGAACAUUUUCAAUUCUAUCUAAUUUUUUUUUUUUUUGAUUUUGUAAAUAAUUAUCAAUUAAUGAAUUUUUUUUUUUGUUUUAAAUUUGUUGUUGAACAUUGUAUUUUAUUUAUGUUAUUUAUUUAUAACCAGAUGUAUUCGUGUAGCUGAUUAGAAAUCUUCACAAUAUUGAUUGAUGAAUAAAAAUCUUCAACAGUCAUUUUCA